AUGGCUCGUUCUGACGCUCAAGAGAUAGUCCAGUCUCCCGCCACCGUGCUGCCGUCACACCGCAGCAGCUUUUCCUCCUUGGACGGUUAUGCAACAGCGCCAGCAGCUGCAACUGGAAACCACGGGGGGGGUUGGUGUUCUCGAUCCGAUCGCACUCCCUGCGGCCAAGUGACAGACCCUUUGGCAAGUCCUAUGGCCUGCAGGUUGCUACCCGUACAGGGGUGUCCAGCAGUAACGGUAGCUGCAGCGGUGGCUGCAGCUCCCCUGAAUUGCACCUGCGCGGAAUGCUGCUUGGCGACUAAGGGAUUCCAGUGCGACCAGAAGGAGCAGCAGUACAUCGCUCAGCUUUUCAGCUGCUGUGACACCUCGACGGUAGACGCCCUGUUGUUGGCUCUCCUGGCGAGGAUAACUUCGGAGCAUCCGCAGCUGCUCCAGGAGAAGUUCCUUCGAGUGCUAACGGGCACCGAGGAAAAGGUGGUGAGUCGAAUUCGAGGCUUUUGGGCUGCUUUCGACACUGCCAGUGUACCUGCUGUAGCGCAGGGGACUGUGGAGCUUUUCAAAUUUAGGGUUGAGCAGGGGGCUGUGGCAACAGAGGCAGCCAUAACGGCAAGUGGACACUGUUUGGAUGCCUCGGGGAUGAGUGAGGUUGAUUUUAAUGCAGAAGCCCGCAAGCCACACCUGCAACUCUCGGAAUCUCAUUCAGCUGGCACGAUGCAUCAUCUUCUGCAGCAGCAGGAGCACCUUGCCUGCAUAGGCAACGGCAGCAGCAUGAACGACAAAGAUGGGUGCUGCAUGCAGCGGAUUGUCGUUAUCGGGCUGCAGUGCCGAAGCAGCAACAAAGAUGUGCGGCUUUUGCGGUGGGCACGAAGGCAUUUGUUGCGUCCUAACGAUAUUGCGGUGCUGGUUUCUUGUUGGGAGUUCGCCAGAGAUCCUAAAUAUGUUCGCGUUCCAGGAAUGAUCCUUUCGGCUACCUCCGCAGCAGGCGCGUACAACCGCCAGCAGCAGCAUCAGGUGCAGCAGCGCAUGCGGAGUUUGGCGGGUUCUGCCCUAAAAGGCUUGCAUGUUUACUGUCUUGCAGUACCCAUCAGCAGCACCAACAAGACUUCGGUGGGAGAUCUGCUGUGUCGGGUGUCUCGGGAGCUGCAUGCAGAUGCGAUUCUCCUGGGCGCGCGCAGCCACUGGCACCUUACCAGGAUGCUCUUUGGUUCUGUUGCUGGCUACGCUAGGGCGCAUGCAAACUGCCCCGUGCUGCAGUGCAGCAACACGUGA
This is a messenger RNA of Cyclospora cayetanensis, 1269 nucleotides long. RefSeq lists its product as uncharacterized. The transcript is spliced from 5 exons. Bases 1 to 1269 code for a protein of 422 amino acids. Lineage: Eukaryota; Apicomplexa; Conoidasida; Eucoccidiorida; Eimeriidae. The record is from RefSeq and is a predicted model, not a curated record.